Messenger RNA from Mizuhopecten yessoensis (Yesso scallop), 826 nucleotides. RefSeq lists its product as uncharacterized. Lineage: Eukaryota; Metazoa; Mollusca; Bivalvia; Pectinida; Pectinidae. The coding region runs from base 21 to 509 and encodes 162 amino acids. The transcript is spliced from 2 exons. The record is from RefSeq and is a predicted model, not a curated record.
ACAGGACGGAAGGGUACCUUAUGAAAAAUAAUAUCUACGGGUUUGGGGGAUCAUCCGAACCAUCAUCCCCAGUGAGUACGCUAUCUUUCAAUAUACAAAAUCCGCCUACUCCUACAGGUCACCAGUCACCUUAUCCAUUCGUACAUCAUAACCUUGUCCAGGAUUUCAUGAGAAGUGGUGACGUUUGGUGUGACGACUGUGGUAAAAUAAUGAUGGCAUUGAGUGAGGAGUUAAUUACCGCUCAGUCGUGGCAACGCAUUAUUCGUCAACUUUAUGAAGAUUCGGGACUUAAAGGUGAACAGGCUGACACAGAGAUUAAGGUAGCGGAGAGCGACCACCCUCAUAACCUCCGAGAACAAAUCUUCCAAUGCUGUAACCAUUGGAGUGGUAUACAAAGGGCAUCACCAAACGUAUUGCGGCAAGUAUUGCUGAAGGAAGAUUGUAAAGUUAUCCUGAAAGUACUGCGAGAGAAAUUUCCAGAUGUUUUUCGUAUUGAAAGCUCUGUUUGACAAAGAAUGUCUUUCUUUAGAACACCAACAUUUUAGAAGAAUGUGAAUACCUUUGAAGUUUUGUAAUAUCAAAAAUGAACAGAUAUUUAAACAUUUGAGUAAUUUUGGUAGCGUUAAUUCAUUUUAAAGUGUGAACGUUGCAAUGUUCUACGUUAUUUCCUAAGUAACACACUCCUGUGUAAGAUUGCUUAAAAAAUAUGACCGAAUUAUAACCAAUCAAACAGUAUAGUGGUUAACGGGGGAUGGGGGUAACUCUUCGUUAACAUGUUUUGUAAACAGAUAGCUUGUUUGUAAAUAAAAUCUGCUUGUAAAUAUUA